This is a messenger RNA of Capsicum annuum, 663 nucleotides long. Its product is annotated as ATP sulfurylase 1, chloroplastic. NCBI's taxonomy places the organism in Eukaryota, Viridiplantae, Streptophyta, Magnoliopsida, Solanales, Solanaceae. Gene Ontology annotation, molecular function: adenylylsulfate kinase activity. The coding region runs from base 97 to 495 and encodes 132 amino acids. The record is from RefSeq and is a predicted model, not a curated record. Gene Ontology annotation, biological process: sulfate assimilation. The transcript is spliced from 2 exons.
AAAACAUAAGUUUAACAAAUAGCUACACACGUUGUUGUUAAUUCUUUAUUCUUUUUCAUUUUGCUUUCUUUGUUACCUCUCUCAACAGGGUCAAUCAUGAAUUCCGGGUCGACCCGAAUCCAUUCCGUCUCAUUGAUCCAACCUGAUGGAGGCAAACUCAUUGAACUCUUCAUUGAAGAAUCACAAAGAGAAUUGAAGAGAGAAGAAGCAAAUAAAUUGCCACAAAUUAAGGUUAACAAGAUUGAUAUUGAAUGGGUACAUGUGUUAAGUGAAGGAUGGGCAAGUCCAUUGAAAGGAUUUAUGAGAGAAAAUGAGUACUUACAGACACUACAUUUUAACUGUAUACGUAUUGAUGAUGGAUCUUUUGUUAACAUGUCUGUUCCAAUUGUGCUUGCUAUUGAUGAUUUGAAGAAGGAUGAGAUUGGUGGGGUGACUAGUGUUGCUCUUGUUGAUGAUGAGAAUAACCCCAUUGCUAUUCUUAGCGAGAGGUCAUGAGUUCAAGCCUCGGAAGCAGUCUCUGGCAGAAAUGCAAGGCAAGGCUGCGUACAAUACACUCUUGUGGUGGGGACUUUCCCAAGACCCUAUGCAUAGCGGGAGCUUUAGUGGGGAGACUAGUGUUGCUCUUGUUGAUGAUGGAAAUAAUCCCAUUGCUAUUCUUAGUGA